Molecule: messenger RNA, 1462 nt
Organism: Nylanderia fulva
Lineage: Eukaryota; Metazoa; Arthropoda; Insecta; Hymenoptera; Formicidae
Product: citrate synthase, mitochondrial
Biological process (GO): tricarboxylic acid cycle; carbohydrate metabolic process
Cellular component (GO): mitochondrial matrix
Source: RefSeq, a predicted model, not a curated record
AUGGCACGUAUGACGGUUGGAAUUGAUUUAUCGAAGUACGAGGUAAGCAAGACGAGAGGAGAACCGAGCACGAGCACGAACUUAAAGGAGGCUCUCUGCGAGAAGAUCCCGGUGCAUCACGAUCUUCUGAGAUAUAUUCGACGUUACUUCGGUCCAAAUAUUAUCAGUCAGAUUACGGUCGACAGUCUUUACGAAGGAUUGAGCGACGUAAACUCAAUCGUCAAAGAAACUUCGGAAAUCGACCCUAAACGCGGUCUCGUGUACCGUGGAUUGACCAUACCGGAAGUAGUCACUCUAUUGCCUCGUCAAGGAAACUCGCCGAGUGCGGAAGCUAUCUUUUGGCUGCUCUUAACCGGUGACAUUCCGACGCAGCAGCAGACAGCUUCGCUUAUCGCCGACUGGACGUCGCGACGUCAAAAAUGCACCGAGUGGUGGUCGGGAUCGCGGGGUGAAAUGAUAAUUUCAGUUUUGCGUUCUAUGCCCGAGGCAAUUACACCCAUGCAUAGAUUAUCGGUCGCACUCACAAUUUUCAACAUCAGUAAACAAGCGAAGGAGGCCAAGAGACACGGCGCUCUACCGUACACAUAUUGGGAGUAUACCUAUGAGGAUGGUAUGGAAUUUCUUGCAACCUUACCAGCAAUCAUCGGUCUAGUUGCAAAGAGAAAAAUGUUGAAAAAUGUGAGGAGUGACGGUGAUUGGGUUCAAUUUCUAUUAGAAUGUUUGACCAACGUGAACGAAAGCUUUGACAGCCGAGAAUCAUCGGUUGUGGAUUUUCUCAGAUUAUACAUCACUUUAAAUGCUGACGAUGACGGAGGGGCUCCUGCCGCUCAUGUCACCCAUAUUUUGGGUGCGACUGAUCUCCAUAUAAAUGAGAUAUUAUCGAGCAGCGUUUUGGCGUACGUCGACGAGCCUAAAAGUGGAACGAUGUCGCAGUGGAAAGAAUUGCAAACGAAAGUUCAGAAUACGCUCGGUCGAGGAUGGACGGAACACGACUUGAGGACUCGCGUGCUAAAUUUAUGGAGCAAAGAUAAAUUGAUAGGACACAUGGAGGCGGAUUUCUCCGAUCCACGGUACACGGCUCUCUUGAAUUAUGCCAGACAACAUUUGCCCGAUAAUGCCGAAAUCAAGCUCUCGCAGGCUAUCACACGAAUAUUACAAUCGGCUCUAAAGAGACCAAAGAGAAAGAGUAUAUAUCCGGAACAGAGUGUCAUAGCUUCGCUUAUUUUUCAGUACUACGGAUUGACGGACAUGAGCUUGAAUCAAACUAUACUUUACAUGGCGAGAACUUUGGGAAUGAUCGCCUCGAUAAUUUGGACGACAAUUAUAAAUUCCCCUGUCGAGCAUCCGAUAUCAAAGUGCACUUACAGUUACAUCGAAUCGGCUCGCGACGAUAUCAUAAAAAAGCGAAAAUGCAAGACGACCUUGUAAGCUUCCUUAUAAUUAAAUAAAUUUCACAAUUAUA